GAAUUGGAUGGAAGACGUAUAUUGAAGAGAUGGAGGAGUCCAAAAAUGACUAUAUGGUCUGUGCAAGGGAUCUCAAAAUCAUUUGGUCUAGAGACCGUCGUUACUGGCGAUGGGUCAAAGAGACAGAAAACAGUUACGUUGCUGAACUGUUAAAUGUAUGUUGGCUAAAAGUGAGUGGAAAAGUUGAGAACUCAAACCUGUCACCAGGAACUCAGUAUGAAGUUGUACUUGUGGCCAAGAUGAAAACUAGAGCUUAUGGAUGGGAUGCUCCAGUGAAUUUCAAAUUCACUCACCCAGGUGGUACAAAGGACUGGACCAUUAAUUUGGAGAAUAAGUUUAAGGAUAGUAAAGAUCAGUGGAAAGAUAUUAAGUUGGGUGAGUUUAUUGCAUCUGCAAAUCCAGGGGACAUCGAGUUUUGGCUGUAUAAAUAUGGUGGGAAAUGGAAGAGCGGACUUGUUAUCAAGGGUGUUGCCGUUCGACCAAAGAGCUAAGUUGCAGAAUAUUAUUGUAAUAACUAGUUGCCAAAAACUCACAUUUUGCUUUCAAUCUUAAUGCCAUCUACAGCUUCCCAUUUUAGGAUUUAAGGUUGAUUUCUUUCCCAGUGUUAAGCUUGUAAAUAACUAAAUAACUGAUUGUCUUUAAUUUCCUAUUUUCUUUCCCAUAAUCUUUGCAGCAGUGGUGGUUUCGAUUAGCAAGAGCCAUGCUGCUCAUGAUCAUUACCAUGUUUAUAUCAGAAUUAGAAGUACAAUUCGGACCCCCACCUUUUCCUGCUUAAUAAAUUACUUGAAUUCAUAAGAUUA
This is a messenger RNA of Prunus persica (peach), 800 nucleotides long. Its product is annotated as protein PHLOEM PROTEIN 2-LIKE A1. The record is from RefSeq and is a predicted model, not a curated record. Bases 30 to 491 code for a protein of 153 amino acids. The transcript is spliced from 2 exons. Lineage: Eukaryota; Viridiplantae; Streptophyta; Magnoliopsida; Rosales; Rosaceae.